This is a messenger RNA of Tribolium castaneum (red flour beetle), 2768 nucleotides long. It is a transcript of the gene VGAT, whose product is annotated as Vesicular GABA Transporter. NCBI's taxonomy places the organism in Eukaryota, Metazoa, Arthropoda, Insecta, Coleoptera, Tenebrionidae. Gene Ontology annotation, cellular component: vacuolar membrane. Bases 218 to 1762 code for a protein of 514 amino acids. Gene Ontology annotation, biological process: amino acid transmembrane transport. Gene Ontology annotation, molecular function: L-amino acid transmembrane transporter activity. The record is from RefSeq and is a predicted model, not a curated record. The transcript is spliced from 3 exons.
UGUUCUGACUGAAACAGCGAACUGAGUCCGUGCCUGCGCACCCCGGAGUGUACCCGGAGUCUGCCAAUGUACCACAUCUCCUCCGGUCAACCGCCGCCAAGAUGGAAAUCACCACCUUCCAAAUCGCCCCCAAAAUGGUCUAACCUGCACUUUUCGCACACUUAAAGUAAAAAAUUAGCGUUUGUUCCAUCUUGGCGGUGCUCAGUGCCAUCACACAAUGAACCGUCUGGGCAACAUCCGCUUGCCGCCUCUCUCCGCCGCCGUCAACGUGGCCGGACAGACCUUCCGCCAGAUGAUCCCCGAGCGGGCCCCCGGACACGAGCGCGUCCACUUUGCACAAGUCAACCACACCACACAUGGGGGCACCACCGACGAGCACCACGAGAUGACCAACAUUAAGCAGACCACCAACCCCUUCCUCCAGGAGAACUUCGAGGCCGAGGACAGCUUCAACGAGGACCUCAAGACCCGCAUGUCCUCGGUCGACUUCUCCGAAGGCUCCGACUUUGUCGAGGGGAAGUCUGAUGUGAAGAUCAGCGAGUAUCAGGCCGCCUGGAACGUCACCAACGCCAUACAGGGCAUGUUUAUCGUGUCGCUGCCAUUUGCGGUCCUCCGAGGGGGCUACUGGGCCAUCGUUGCCAUGGUGGGCAUCGCCUACAUUUGCUGUUACACUGGCAAAAUCCUGGUGGAAUGUCUCUACGAAUUUGACGUCCAAACAGGACGCCAAGUCCGAGUCCGAGACUCUUACGUUUCAAUCGCUAAAGCUUGCUUUGGCAAAAAAUACGGCGCUCGGAUUGUAAAUAUAGCCCAAAUUAUCGAACUCCUGAUGACUUGCAUCUUGUACGUGGUGGUCUGUGGCGACCUGAUGAUCGGCACCUUCCCAGAUGGGGCUAUAGACACCCGAUCGUGGAUGAUGCUAGUCGGGAUUUUCCUCCUCCCUUUAGCGUUCCUCAAGACCCUCCAGAGCGUGAGUCUGCUCUCGUUCUGGUGCACGAUGUCCCACAUCCUCAUCAACGCCAUCAUCCUCGGCUACUGCCUCCUCUACAUCGGCGACUGGGGCUGGGGCAAAGUCAAGUGGUCGCUCGACCUGGAGAACUUCCCCAUAAGCCUCGGCGUGAUCGUCUUCUCCUACACCUCCCAGAUCUUCCUCCCGACCCUUGAAGGCAACAUGGAGGACCCCUCCAAGUUCCAGUGGAUGCUGGAUUGGUCCCACGUGUGGGCCGCCGUCUUCAAAGCCCUCUUCGGCUACCUCUGCUUCCUCACUUUCCAGAACGACACCCAACAGGUCAUCACCAACAACCUCCCCUCGGCCGGUUUCAAGGGCCUGGUGAACAUCUGCCUGGUCAUCAAGGCCCUCCUCAGCUACCCUUUGCCCUACUACGCCGCCUGCGAGCUGCUCGAGCGCGCCUUUUUCCGGGGAAAACCCAAAACGCCCUUCCCCACCAUCUGGGCCCUUGAUGGCGAGCUGAAGGUAUGGGGGCUGGCGUGCAGGGUGGGGGUUGUGGUUUUUACCAUCCUCAUGGCCUGCUUUAUCCCGCAUUUUGCCAUUUUGAUGGGGUUUAUUGGGAGUUUUACGGGGACGAUGCUUAGUUUCAUUUGGCCGUGUUAUUUCCAUUUGAAAUUGAAAAGGGAAGGGAUGGAUUCAAGGACGGUGGCUUUUGAUUAUUUUAUCAUUUCCCUCGGUAUGCUUUUCGGGUUUGUCGGGAUUUACGACUCGGGGAGGGCCCUAAUUAACGCCUUCCAGAUCGGGCUUCCCUUUUAAAAACCCACCUUCAGUAAAUACGGACAUGGUUACCAACUGCUAUUGUCAAUUCGUACGCUUUUAGUCUAGAGAGGCGCAAUAAAUGAUUCAAUUAUUCUCACGUCCUGCGAAACGGGAAAAUUGUGCUUUUUUUAAAGAUAAUACCGGGAUUGUGAUUCUUGUCGUCAGGUUGGCAGCAAUUUUGACUUCAAAUUUAGUUUUUGUUCUGUAAUCUGGCUGAUGAAGAUUAAAACAGUAAAAAUUUUGCCGUUUCGUGGGGACGACAGUUUGUAUUUACUGAAAUAAGGGUUGGUGUUCGUGGGGUCAACGAGUCUUCCAUUACAGAUAGCAAAGUUUGCCUUCAACCCUCAAACGAGCAUUCAAUUUGUCUUCCAAUUAGGAAUUAGAUGUUCUAGUAUCUUAAAUACGUAUUAGGUAAAAUGUGGAAUUCACAAUAUCAUUUGAUUAUUUCGCAAAAAUACGGGUGGCAACACUGGUCAAGUAUUUAGAACUUCGGUACAGGCAACGUUAAUUUCGUGUGACCAAAUUAUUCAUUGCUGUGAUUGUAACAGUCUUCCAGAAGAAAUAUCCUGUAACCAAUUCCGGCGCGAAAAGCAAUAAUUGGGGAUUUUUUGCCGAAUUACAGGACACUUUUCAGAUGUAUUAAACGAUGUCUUCCAUUUAGCCUCUAGUGUAUGUCUUCCAGAAAUUAUUUGUAACUGUUUGUAUGUGUACGAUGUGUAAAAAAAGGAGUCACUAUAUUAUACAAAUUCUGUUACGCUGUAUUUAUAUAAUUGUUAGUAACUUGUUACAAAUUGUUAUAAAGUGUGCUAGUCUAGAUUCAUUCCAUUUUGUACAGGAGGAACUGGUUUUAGUUGAAAUUCAUUCGAUUUGUUUGAAUUUUUAUACAUAUCAUUACACGUAAUUGUGACAUUUAGAAAGUGAACUGUACAAUAAGUAACUGUAACACUAGUUGUUGGCGAGUUGUAAAAAAUGUGUAAGACUAAAUAAACCGUGGAUAACACAA